UAUAUAAAGUAACAGUCACCCAUAGUUUGUUAUAUUAGUACAGCAAAAUACCACAUUAUAUUUUAAUUGAAAGGUUCUGGACAGCAGAUCUCUCUCCCUCUCUCUCUCCCUCUCUCUCUCUCUCUCCCUCUCUCUCUCUCAUUUUUUUGGUGGAUGUGAUUAUUAAUAAGGGUGUGUAGGGUGUAAAUAUGGUCAGUAGUGCUGUUUUGGUAGAAACCCAAUCUGACUCUUACUCAGGACAUUGUGUUUGGUAAGAAAGGCCAGUAUUCGGGCGUUUAGAAUACUGCAGAAUACUUUCCCCAGAUUACUGCUCACACAGAUGCCCAGGUAGUUGUUGGGGUCGAAUUUGUCUCCAUUCUUGUAAAUUGGGGAUACAAGCCCUUGGUUCCAAAUGUCAGGGAAAUAGCCUGUAUUCAGUACCAGGUUGAAUAAUUUAAGCAAGGCCUUCUGCAGCUCAGGGUUGCUAUAUUUGAGCAUCUCAGUUCUGAUGUUGUCAGGGUCGCAGGGUUUUCUGCAUUUAAACGUUUGGAGCUUCUCUAUUAACUCUUGCAGGGUGAUUGGGGUGUCUAGUGGAUUUUGGUUGUUUUUAAUUGAUGACUCGAGGAUUUUUAAUUUUUCCUGAAUUAAUUUGUGUUCCAAUUUUAAUUUUUUGGGGGUAAUUUCUUUAGAGCGGUUUUCAAAGUAUUCUUUCCAAAUAGCUCCGUUUUGAGUAGCCAAUUCCUGCGGUACCCAUCACAUGUACACACUAAACGCGCAGUACAAUUAUACAUACCACAUACAGUACUAGUUUUUAAGAAAUCAUUGUAAUCAAUUAUUUUGAUAUUUUGUGAACGACACAACAGAAUUUUAUCUUCAGUCGUGAUCUGUGAAAUCACAUGCAGCAUCAAACGAGCUUGCUUAGUAUACUGACAUGUUAUGCGCGUGGUAAAAAUAACAUAAAGUGUAGCCUAACUACAUAACUAUAAGGCACCACAUUUCUAUUUCGCCUUAUGUAACCCUAAAUUAGUGAAAACUGCGACACCACAGACUUCAAGCAUCCUCAGUCUAACUGGAUUUUUUUUUCUCCCACACACACCUUUGGCAUCCACAGAUGUGCGGAAAUGACACAGCACGGGCGAGUACUGUCACGUCACGCGAGAGGGCACAGACAGAAGAAAAACACGGCGGACAAGAACACGGACAACGCUUUAUCCGUGUCUUUAAAUAAUAUCCUUUAUUUGUCGCAGAGGUCACUUUUGCAAAUGUAUUUAAAUGGACUCAGAAAAUGAACUCUUCUGAAUAUGGGGAGGAUUCAGAGGGUGACAUAUCAAAGAAAGAGAGAAGAGCAAUCCGUUGUGUUAAGAUAGAAAAAGAAAUGGAGGAUACAGCUAUUGACUGCACGACAGGGUGUAAAAUAACGGAAGGUCACAAGCAAGUUUUGCCGUGCACUAGUCUUCAGAUUACUAGCAAAAGGACACAGAUGCAGACACAGAUUGUGGAAGAUGGUCCAGGCAAUGAACAAGACAUGCCCACCAGUAUGAAAAGAAUCAAAUUUGCAGCAGAGGGAAUGUUUCAUGGCCUUAGAUCUACAGAGCACCUGCAGGCAGUUCAGAAAAACAUGGAAUGCACAAGUACAUUGAGGCUUUCGAAUGUGAUGUCUCUCAGUGAAAACAAAGACUUCCCUAUUGAAAAAACAACAGCUUCUUACAGGAAACCCCUGUAUAGCAUUUCACACAAAAUAACAGAGAAGAAAAAUGCUCCAGGCCUGGAUCAGCACACCUCACUGCAUGAACCCAGAGAAAGAGUGAACUACAACAGCCUUGUACUCCCCAAAAAAGUAGGGGAACACAACAGGAGGGAACCCAGUGUGAUAGUGGCCACUCCAGAAACCACGAACAGUGAUUCAAACAUGUAUUCUUUAAUAGAGAAGAUGUUUUUCAUUCUAAACACGCUGAACUCCAGCAUGACGCAGCUUCACAGCAAAGUAGAUGUGCUCUCGCUGGAAGUGACGAGAAUAAAGAAGCGCAUCAACCCAGCCGAGACAGUGGCAGAGUUCCACCCGCCCCCUGAGUACCAGCUGAACAGCGAGGAACUGAAGCAGUUGGUGGAUCAGACGUCUUUGCCUGGUGACCUGGCCUGCAGGUUACUGGUGCAGCUUUUUCCAGAGCUUUUUACAGUCGACGAUUUCAACAGGAGCUGCAACGCCUGUGGGAUCGUGAGUAAAAAGAAACUUGAUUCACUUCACUUGCAGCUCAUCCGCAACUAUGUAGAAGUGUGCUACCCGUUAAUCAAAAACGGUAAUGCCUGGCAGGUGGAGUGUCUGCCUCAAAUCAAUGAUUUCUUUAACAGGUUCUGGGCACAGAAGGACAUGGAGAGUAGCCAGCAGUGUCAACAAACUACACCAACAACACAGUGUUAUGAGCCAGAGCAACCUCAGGCUUGCCAUUACAUUGAUGAGGAAGGGCAGGAUGAGAGUUCGUCUUUGACAUUUAACAACAACACAGCCUCAGAUUUGAUCGUAGAUACUCAGGAUGUUGUUGAGUAUCUUGAUGAAGCUUCGUCCCCUGGGGAUUUUGCUGUUUUCUUAAUGCACCGCCUUUUUCCAGAACUCUUUGAACAAGGGAAAAUGACUGAGGGGUACAGCUGCUAUAACGGUUCCGGGAAACAAAGCCUUGACCCGCAGAGACUACAGAUAAUACGGAAGUAUAUGGAAAACUACUUCCCUGAUGUUCAAGGGGAGGAAAGUUGGAUUCAGCUUUGUGUGCAAAGAAUGGAAGAGGAACUUGAAGGCAUGCAUGCUAAUGGGAGCGAGUCAGAGCACACCAGAGAUGAAAGCUACGACUCAUCCAGCUUACCUGAUGAUGUGUCCAUUGUUAAAGUUGGAGACGGCGAGUUUGAAAUGCAAGGUAGGAGGUCUAAAAAGGUUUCCCUGGUACCCAUCGAUUUUGACAGCCUUGAAUUCCCACCUCCAGAUUUUGAAGUCCCUCCAGAGUAUGUUCUUACCAAAGAACAAAUCGUAAGCAAUUACGAAUGUAGCUUAUCCAUCGGAAACUUUGCUUCCCACUUGCUGGUUCAGUUGUUUCCGGAGCUCUUCACUUACGAAAACCUGAGGAAACACUACAACUGUAGCGGAACCCUGGGGAAAAAACAGCUGGAUCCGGUCCGAAUAAAACUGAUCAGAUAUUAUGUGCAGUUGCUUUACCCCCGAGCAAAGAAUGACAGGGUGUGGACUUUAGAGUUUGUUGGGAAACUGGACGAAAGAUGCCGCCGAAGGGAUACUGAACAGAGGCGCUCUUACCAACAGCAGCGCAAGGUGUACAUGCCAGAGUCUGAUAGUAGAGAUUUUGACUGUUUUCCUUUGAACCCUGAGCUAUUCAGAGAUGAAUUUGAGGGACCUCCCUUGCCACCUGAAAGAAGCACAAAGGAUUUCUGCAAAAUACCGCUGGAGGAGUUAGCAGUGCCCCCUGUUGAUUUUGCAGUGGCUUCUCUCUACCUGCUUUCCAAUGUAGAGAUUAGGGAGAUUGUGCAGCAGAGCCUAUCUGUCGGCAAUUUUGCUGCUCGACUUUUGGUAAGACUGUUCCCAGAGCUGUUUACUGCUGAAAAUCUCAGGCUACAAUACAAUCACUCCGGUGCUUGUAACAAAAAGCAGCUAGACCCAGUCCGACUAAGACUGAUCCGUCACUAUGUGGAAGCAGUGUACCCUGUGGACAAGAUGGAGGAGGUGUGGCAUUAUGAAUGUAUACCUAGCAUUGAUGAGAGGUGUAGGAGACCAAACAGGAAGAAAUGUGAUAUACUAAAGAAAGCUAAGCGGGAUAAAAAUGCAUCAUAUUUAUGACAUUUUGAAAAUAUUAACUUUUGUAUAAAAAAAAAAAAGUAUUAACUGUGGAGUAUGAAAACACACAGCACAUUUUAAAAGUAAAUUACAUUUUAUUUUGUUUUUUACUGUUCUCAUGAUUGAAAACAUUAUAAAAAGUGCUUUACAGUACAUAAUGAUAAGUUGCCAUAACAAAUUGACAUGAAACAAAAAACUCAACCAGUCUUCAGUUUUAUCGCAGGAUGAAUUUUAGCCAAUUAAAAAAAAAAAUUAAACUAGAUAACUGUCCCCUGUCACAUUCUGUAUAGGACAUCACUCACCAAAAGUAUUAUUUUGUAUUUAUUUAUUUUGCACAGAAGGUUGUAAACCAAAUAGGAGUGUAUCUGUCUGUAUAAGCCAAUGUUUUUUUAGGAUAUUAGGAUAAUAUGGUUUGCCUUUCAAAGGUAUCUGAUCAUACUUGUAUUUAAAGGACUAAAUUCAAGAAAAUACAUUUAGUAAACCUUACACAGAAAGUAGUCCUUGCUAUGCUUGUCUCAAAUGAAGAAAAAUGAAACAUGAAAGUGAUCGUUCCUUUUUUCAUGAAAUUGAUCCUUAAAAUAGGUAGUUAAGGAGGAACAAACUUACCCCCAAAGGAAGGUCUUGAGGUAUCUGCGGAUGCAGUAGAAUGUUAUAACACCAUUACAAAUUGUCAGAAAUGAACAGGGUAAAGGGAUGUGUGAUGUGAAGUGUGCAAUUAGUAGUAGCAGCUCACCCCUCCUCAGUACUAGUAAGAUCCCCUAAGGGUAGUCUGAAAUACUGCAGCAAUUCUUGUAUUCCAAGUACUGUUUUUAUGAUACAGUGUUGGUAUUAGUUUUAAUAUAAAUACUGCAUGUUAAUCCCUUAAAAAGAUUUAGUGACAGUCAGGUUGAGUUGGGGUACAUUAUUGCAAAUACAUGUAAUAUUUUUAUACUGGCACACUGUAAUAUUUGAGCAUUUAGCUCAAUAUUAGCUUCUGAAUCUUGUUUUUGGUAACUGUGUAUGGAACAAUAUGUCAUUUCUAGAAGCAAAAGCAUAAAAUGAAAAGAAACGAUCCACUUUUAAAAACUAUCCACUUAAGUCACCAGUUUAAAAUAAUAGAUGUAUCAUUUCAUGCAUUGAGAUUCAAGUUUUAAUAAUUAAUACACUAAACAUUUUUUUUUACAGUACUGUAUGUCAGUUCGGUUAGUUUUGAAAAUAAAUACUACACAAAA
Acipenser ruthenus (sterlet) is the source of this 5022-nucleotide messenger RNA. Its product is annotated as BEN domain-containing protein 3-like. The record is from RefSeq and is a predicted model, not a curated record. The transcript is spliced from 4 exons. Gene Ontology annotation, biological process: rDNA heterochromatin formation. Bases 1265 to 3814 code for a protein of 849 amino acids. Gene Ontology annotation, molecular function: DNA binding. Gene Ontology annotation, cellular component: heterochromatin. NCBI's taxonomy places the organism in Eukaryota, Metazoa, Chordata, Actinopteri, Acipenseriformes, Acipenseridae.